Messenger RNA from Ornithodoros turicata, 2891 nucleotides. Its product is annotated as core histone macro-H2A.1-like. The record is from RefSeq and is a predicted model, not a curated record. Gene Ontology annotation, cellular component: nucleosome; chromatin. Gene Ontology annotation, molecular function: protein heterodimerization activity; structural constituent of chromatin; DNA binding. Bases 133 to 1242 code for a protein of 369 amino acids. Lineage: Eukaryota; Metazoa; Arthropoda; Arachnida; Ixodida; Argasidae. Gene Ontology annotation, biological process: heterochromatin formation. The transcript has 9 exons.
GGGAGAGCGAAAACGGGAGGGCGAGGGGGAAGACAGCGGCGAGCGAGCGGUCACUGCCGACACUUCCGAGCUCUGUCGACUGUUGUAUUCGUAUUUUGUUACUGGUCUAUUAGUGGCGAUCCUUCAACAGCGAUGUCUGCUCGUGGUGGGAAAAAACGUUGCAAAUCCAUUUCCAAAUCAACGAAGGCCGGGGUGCUUUUCCCAGUUGGUAGGAUGCGCCGGUAUCUACGGAAAGGAACUCACCAUUUUCGUAUCGGUGCCGGGGCCCCUGUUUACAUGGCUGCUGUGAUAGAGUACCUAACCGCCGAGAUACUAGAAUUAGCGGGCAAUGCUGCGAGAGACAACAAGAAGGGUCGUGUGACCCCCCGGCACAUACUGCUCGCAAUUGCAAACGACGACGAACUUCACCAGCUCCUGAAAGGUGUGACGAUUGCGUCGGGCGGCGUUCUUCCCAGAAUCCUCCCUGAGCUCCUGGCCAGGAAGAAGGGGGGCAAAUUCAUCAUGCCUUCUCCAAAGCACCAACCUUCAUCUACAACCACCUAUGUUCCACCCAAGUCACCACCUAAAAAGAAUCCUCAGCCGAAGAAGGCAGCGCAAGCCAGUCCAGCAGCAAAGGAAAAACUGAAAGGAACCAAGGGAAAGGAACUACAGAGCGGCGCAAGUGAACAGAUGCACUCCAGCAUCACAGUGCUCUCGGAGAAGAAGCUCUUCUUGGGGCAGAAGCUGACAGUGAUUCAAGGGGACAUAGUGAAUGUAACUGCAGACGCAUUAAUUCAUCCGACAAACACGACGCUCUCCUUGUCUGGUGAAGUGGGGCAAGCCUUGGAGAAAUCUGGUGGAAAAGAAUUUGUACAAGAAGUGAAAGACCUGCUGGCAUCUAAUGGCCCACUUGAAAGUGCGGGAGCUGCCAUUUGUCCUGGGCACAACUUUCCUGCCAAAUUCGUGGUUCACUGUAACAUCCCAUCCAACAACGUUGCCAAUGUGGGCGAACUCCUGGAGAAGAGCGUUCGAAACUGCCUUACCCUCGCGGACGAGAAAAAUAUACGUGCUCUAGCGGUUCCUGCUCUGGGGACGCACAGUACGGGGUUUACAAAGCAGCAAGCAGCUCAAGUCAUUCUGAAAGCCAUCUCCAACUACUUUGUCAACAUCAUGUCCAGUUCACUGAAGCAGAUCUACUUUGUACUCUCGGACAUGGAAAGCAUUGGAAUCUACACGAGCGAACUAGCCAAGCUGGACUCUUAAGACAUUAACCUUCCAUCGCUUCGAAAGACUGCAUUUAAACAACUCUGUCAUUUGUCACAGUCACCCUCGUUUCUUGAAGCCCCCCCUCCCCCGAGAUAAUGGAGCAGACCUGGUGAUACUGACAUACCAUCAUUUUUUUACGCGUACAACGUAUUGCCUGUGACAUUUUUUGCAUACAUUUGAAUGUUAUACCACCACGGUAGUUACGGUGUACCCUUUACAUGUGUCACAUUUUUGUAGUUUGCGGAAAAGUGCAAUGUAUCGUGAUAUGCUAUUUCAUAUCGGUGCAUGUUGUCGUCUGGCCAGUGUUGUGCGAAAGUGGGGAAAGUCCCUUAAGCUUAUUGUUUCUUGUUAUCCCUUUGUGUUGAAAGUAUGUUGAGAAACAACACUGUCACCAACAUCAAAACGUGUUUUUGUUUGUUAAAUUUGGUAAUGGAUUGUUGUUUGAAUGCACGGCGUUUGUGCAUUUAAUGCACCGUGGCAGUGAGUGGAAUGUAGCUAAGAAAACAUAAUUAUUUCACAUUAUUUGCACGUAUUUGUAUUUAUUUACCUUUGUUGGAGAAGGAGAUACUCUUGAGAAAGUCUGUGAGGCUUCAAACUUGUUGAUAAUUUUUAUUAAUAAUCUAGCAGGGAAAAAACCUGUUCUACUUGGCUCAAAUUUCCAUUGUAGUUUUUCAUGUGGUGUGCAUUUUUUUAUCUUAAUUUGUUGUCUGUACUGAUUUUCUUCUUGUUAAUGCUGAGCUGAAAUUUGAAAAUUGGAAAAGUCAUCCACGUUAUUGAAUCAUGAAAAGUAAGCCAGGACAUUCAAAAUUGUCCGUGCAAAAGAGCCGUGUGUAGAUAUUAGGUCCCACUAUAGACUGAGACUCUUUGAUGGUCAUUAUCCUAAGUAGCGUUGAUUUUCUGAACGGAGGAUUAUGAUAUGGAAUGGCAGUAUAUUGCACAAACAUUGAGAAAACUGCUGCACAUUUACAAGUAUUCAGUGGUGUAGCAAGUGCACAUCCAAGAGAUGAUAUUUGGAGGAAAGUAUAUUUAUUCACCAUUUGCCUGUGUUCUGCUGGUUUGGCUUAUUUUAUUUACUUUUUGAAGGAAAGUGCUUUGGGACUUCAUAUAGUGGUCAGAAGGUGCAUUUCCCACAGUUUUAGUUUGUUUGUUUCCAAGUCAGGUUAUUUAUCGAGUGUGGCAAACAUUUACAUUUUUAUUAAUUGUAGAAUUUUGGGCGGUCUUUGGAGGUAUGGGAUGGCGCUCAUGAGGUGCGAAUCAUGAUCUACUUCAACACGACUGGGUUAGUAAUUAUUAGACUCGUAUAUUUGACAUCGUUUGGCCUCAUCAAAUGUGUGCGUUGAGCCUGUAAGGUUGUGAGUUGGUGUACCCCUGCUGCCCCAAGCAUUUGUUACAGGCUUUUUUGUUAAUCUGCAACUGUGAUUGCUCUCAAGUCAAAUGGUUUACUCUAGACUUUUAAUUCUGUUGCUCAUGCUACAUUGGAAGCGCUAUGGAAGCAACAGAUUUAAUCGCUCAGACAAAUCCAGUUCAUUAGUUGUGAUCGGAGUAGUUUGAAUGUGGGACCAAAUGUUUUGUCUGUGUUACGUUACGCCUAGUCAUACGUGCAAUGUGAUGGAUUCUGAAAUAUAUGCGUGUUUCUCUCUACCUUG